Molecule: messenger RNA, 4852 nt
Organism: Monomorium pharaonis (pharaoh ant)
Lineage: Eukaryota; Metazoa; Arthropoda; Insecta; Hymenoptera; Formicidae
Product: cytochrome P450 9e2
Exons: 1
Molecular function (GO): monooxygenase activity; iron ion binding; heme binding
Source: RefSeq, a predicted model, not a curated record
ACUUACAAUAUAAAUUACUUCUUGUACAAUUAUGUGCAAUUAUUACUAAUGUAAAUUUUUUAACUAUGUAUAAUUAGAUUUUUUGACAAGUAUUUUUAUAAUUCACCAUUUAUCAGAGAAGUUAUAUAGAGCAAAAUUGAUUAAGAUAGAUUGAAUUAUUAAUAUGAAUCACAAUAUUCAAAUUGUCGUUUAUUGCAAACAACCGACGAAUAACAUAAAAAUUAUUUUAUACAACAACAUAUUAUAAAACAUUUUGUUUUUAAUAUGUUGUUGUGUAUGAAAUGAAAUUAUGAACAUUUUUGUUCAUAAGGUUGAAAUUAAAUUAUGAACAUUUUUGUUUGUAAUAUCAAUUUGAACUCGCCCUGUUUAAAUAACUUUGAGAUGUAAGUCAUCAAAUUUGUAUAGAAACGCAAUUGUAAUACGUAUUAUAUUAUUGAAAAAAUUCUUUUUAUUAUUACAUAGACCAAUCAUGAAAAGAAAGAUAGAUUUGAAUGCGUUAAUAGUUUCCUUGUUUUUGUAAUGUAACAUUUUAUUAAUAAUAUCUUACUCUGAUAUGUUAGUUAAAAUUAUGAGAUUCUAAUAUAGAAUCAUGCGUAAUACAUUCCCCCUCCACGCGAUUCUAUCUGCGACGUAGAUAAGAGAAGUACGGCUUGUGCCAUAGCAAUUGACCGUUGUUACCCGACGCGUAAAGACGGGCAUUUUAACAGCGUCAUAGAGAUACACAAAUAAUAGUUUCAUCUAGUAAAGUGCAUUACAUUUUGUCGUGAAUUUAGUUACGUCAAGUAAACACGAAUAUCAACAUGAUAUUUAUAAUCGUAUUGUCGGUAAUAGUGGGCACCUUAGGCCUCUACUAUUUUCUCUUCAAGGACUUAAAUUAUUUCAAGAAACAUGGAGUACCGUAUGUGAAGCCUUUUCCCAUAGUAGGCAGUAUGGGACCAAUGCUGCUUCGUACCAAAUCAUUAGCCGAUUUCAUUAAAUCGGUGUAUAAUUUAUAUCCUGAUGCUAAAUACAUCGGUUUGUAUGAUGCGAAGACUCCACUCAUAAUGCUUCGCGAUCUUGAGCUUAUUAAAUCCGUGACGUUAAAACAUUUUGAUAUGUUCACGGAUCAUUUAAAUGGCGUCGACGAAAAUCAAGAUAAAAUUUUUGGCAAAAAUCUCGCCGCUCUUCGCGGAGAAAGAUGGCGUGAAGUGCGAUCCAUAUUGAGUCCGGCUUUCACGUCCAGCAAAAUGAAAAGCAUGUUUAGAUUGAUGUCGAAUUGCGGUGUUGAUUUCGCCAGUUACGUAGCACAAUUGCCAUCGGAGAAGAAAACAAUGGACAUGAAAGACACCUUUACGAGGUAUACAAAUGACGUAAUCGCCACCUGUGCCUUUGGAAUUUAGGUAGAUUCUAUGAGAAAUCCGAAAAAUGAUUUCUUUGUGUACGGCACAGAGGCAACCAAUUUUAGCGGUUUUAUUCUUUUUAAAUUCUUAAUAAUUAGAAAAUUUCCUCAAUUAGCACGAAUACUUAGACUAAAAUUAUUUCCUGAAAAAAUAGAGAAUUUUUUCCGUGAUCUUAUAAAAACCACUGUAAAAACUAGAGAUGAAAAUGGUAUCGUUCGUCCAGACAUGUUACAAUUGAUGAUGGAGAGUAGAGGUAAAGAUAGUAAAGCAGAAUUGGAUUUCGACGAAAUGGUGGCACAGGCGUUAAUUUUCUUCUUUGGAGGCUUUGAGAGUACUUCAACGUUAAUGUGCUUUGCCGCUCACGAAAUCGCGAUGAAUCCAGACAUACAAAAGAGACUUCAAAAUGAAAUAGAUCAGGUCAUGGAAAAUACAAAUGGACAAGCAUCUUACGAGGCUAUUAACGGCAUGGAGUAUCUAGAUGCUAUAAUCAACGAAGCGUUGAGAAUGUAUCCAGUUGGUGCAAUAUUGGACAGAUUAUGCUUAAAAGACUUCGAACUACCGCCGGCAUUACCAGAAACAAAACCUUUUAUUAUAAAGGAAGGACACGGUAUAUGGAUACCAGUUUAUGCACUUCAUCAUGAUCCUAAAUACUUCAAUGAUCCGGAGAAGUUUGAUCCCGAGCGAUUUCUUGGUGAACGGAAGAAAGAGAGUCUUAACUGUGGUGCGUAUCUUCCUUUCGGUCUUGGUCCUAGAAUGUGCAUAGGUAACAGAUUUGCAUUGCUGGAGACAAAGGUUUUACUUUUUCAAUUGCUGGCACGUUGUGAUCUGAAAUCUUGCGAGAAGACAUCACCAGAGCCGGUCAAGUUCGCUAAGGAUGGUUUUAGUUUAAAACCUGAAGGUGGUUUCUGGUUAAAUAUAAUACCAAGGAAAAACAUGCAUCAGUCUAUUACACCCAAUGCUAUUAACGGAGUAUCCUAGAUGCAAGGAUAAUUAAUAUUUUUAAUUAAUGUUAAUUAAUAAAAAAUUGAUUAAAAUUUUUAUAUAUUAUGCAAUAAACUUUUACAUAACUACAAUUCUAGGAAAACAUAUGUUGUUACAUACAUUAUACAAAAUUUUAAUAUAUAUAUAUGUAUAUAUAAAUAUAUACUACAAGGUAUUUAUCUAUGAAACUGAACAAUGUGUUUUUAUAUAAUUUGGUUAAAUACAUUUUUAAAAGUAUAUUUAAACAAUUAAAUUAAAAAGUAAAUAAAUGUUCAAGUAAAAAAUUUUUAUGUGUUUAAUAUAUGUUAGUUUUUAUAUGUCAUAAUAGUUUUAAGUAACACAUGUUAUUAGAGGUUUUUUGUUUGGAAAAGAAACGAAACUAGAGGUAUAUUUAUAUAUUUUAUACAGAAUUAGAAUUUAUAUACCAUGUUUCAUAUAUUUUAAUCCGUUUUUUAAUAUAUUUCAUUGAAAGUAUGUUGUAGCUUAACGUAUGGCAGAAAUAAAAGAAAAAAUUAAUAAAUCUAUUUAAGAUAAUAUAUAAUUUAUCAAAUAUUUUAAUAAAAUAACCAGAUAAAUUUAAUUAUUCAAAUUUUUGUUAAAGUAAUCAUAAAGUUAAUUUUAGGCACUCUAAUUACAACUAAAUUUUGAAAAAGUCUGGUUGCAUUAAUCAGAUAUCUCGCAAAUUCAAUUCGUAAAUUCCCUAAAAAUGAUUAGAAUUCUUAUAGAAUUUAUCAAAUUGUUAAAUUAAUUUUUGUAUAGAACUGUGCCUUAUACCGUGCACGAACGCACGCGUCAAAGAUUUGCUUUUGUCUUUGAAUCCAAUUUUGGGGGCUCUAAAAACAAAGCAUUUUAAUAGAAUAUCACUAAAAAAUCAAGAAAAUUUUAAUUCUGUAUAUCAAAAAUUUUGUGAAUUCAUUUAGAAAGUGUUAACUAAAUUUUUAGAAUUAUCGUAUCUGUAUAACCAUAACUGUCUUCUUCCUUGUUGAGUUUACAUGCUUAAAUAAUGUAUAUAACAUAAUAAUGUAUGUGCGAAUAUCUUAAUUAUCUCAAUUUUGUGUUUAUAUCAAUUAAUUUUAUUUGUAGUUUGUAGGUAUUGGAAUGUGUGCAGCACAAUCAAAUAUAUUCUGAAAUAAUAAUUUAUACUUAUAUUUUAAUAUAAAGUAUGUAAUAUUAUUCUUUAAAUAAAGUAUAAUUGCACAAAAAUGUACAUGUCAAUGUGUAAGAAAAAUAGAUUGUUGAGCCACAUACAUAAAAUUCAUUUUUUUUUUAAUGUAGCAGAAAGAGAGAAAGAGAGAAAGAGAGAGAGAGAACUACAUCUUAUCAUAUUUCUUAGAUUUAUUUUAUAUAUUACCAAAAUUCCAAAAAUUAUAAAACCAUAUUACGUUCCAGAUCAUGACGUAAUGGCCGGUUCAUAAUUGAAACUUAUAUUCAAGAUCAUCUUAAAUACUGUCUUAUAAUAUCACUAAUCAAUCACAAAGUUGUACCAGUAUUUUGAGAUAUUACUUAAGACAGUCUUAAAAUAAAAAUUGACUAUGAAUGCCGUAAAAAUAUUAAGAGUCAUCUAAUAAAUUGUACAUUAUUUCUUCAUCAGUUUUACUGCAUUGUGUAGUUAUCAACAUAUAAUUAACAUACGUAAUUGUUUUGUCAAUGAUACAAGGUAUCCUACUUUCUAAAGUACAAUAAAAAAAUCAGUGAAGUCAGUAAAAAUAUACUAAUUUUCAGUGUAUCACUUAUCAAUUAUAAAAUAUCAAAAUAUCAAAUAAAUACACUAACUUUUUAGUAAUAAUACACUAGUAAUUGAAGUUGAAAUUACUAAAAAACGAUAAAUAAUUAUCACAGUUAUAAGUAUCAAUGAUAAUACACUGAUAAUUAUUUCGAGAGUUUGUUGUCUUCUCUUCAAAGAUUUCAAUAACUUUAAGAAACAUAUUCCGCUUAUAAUGUCGCUUUCUAUUGUAGGCAAUCUUGAAUCGAUGAUCAUUCAUCGUGAAUCUAUUAGCUUGUCAAGUCAAUGUAUAACAUAUUGACAGGUUCUUUGACAGGAAAUGAUCAAACUACUUGUAUUUAUGAUUCGCGUGUUUCCGAGCUUUUUAAAUUUAUAACGUUAAAAUAUUUCAACAUAUUCAUGGAUCGUUGUAAUUACACCGAAAAUAAAGUUCUAUUUUAACGAAAAUCCUCGUCGUUCUUUGCGGAAACAGCGAGAAAAGCUAUAAUAAAUCUGGUUUUCACGUUCACUAAAAUGAAAAGUAUGUUUAAGCUGAUAUCGGGUUGCAGUGUCGACUUCGUCAAUUACUUGGCGCAAUUGCCACCGGAAGAGAGGAUAAUGAAAAUGAAUGAUCUUUGAGAUACACAAACGAUGUAAUCGCUACAUGCACUUUUGAUAUUAUAAUGUUUUAUAAAAAAUCCGUGGAACAGUAUUUUAUGAAAAAUCCAUAAAACGAAGUCUAUAUGUUCUUUUGAAAUUCAACAUAUUUAAAAGAAUACCUUGGUUAGCG